AUGGUAAACGCCCAAGAAUGGUUAGACCAAAUUUAUCCGAUAGAAAAUAGAAAAGAAAUAACCUAUUUAGAUAUCAGCAGUAAAAAUUUGGAGGAUCAACUAGAACUAACUGAUUUUAUUAACUUAAAUUAUUUUGAUUGUUCUAAUAAUGGAUUAACUAGUUUAAACCUUAAAGAUUGUCAAAGACUAGAAGUGAUUCAUUGUUAUUGUAAUAGAAUUAGGUUAUUAAAUUUGCCAAAAUUGAAUCAGCUUCGAGAAUUUGACGCCAGUUAUAACCAACUCAUUGAUAUUGAUUUAUCUGCUUUUAAUCCUGAAAAUUUGCUUAUUCUGAAAUUGCACACCAAUAAUUUUAAUAGUCAGGAUAUAGAUUGCUUUUCUUCUUUUACUAAAUUAGAAUAUUUACUUUUCUGUAAUGAUGUUAGAGAAAGGAUUGAGAAAAAUGAUUACAAUCGUUUCUAUGGUAGUUUAAAAUCUUUGCAAAAUAUGAAUAAUUUGAAAUAUCUUGAUAUUCGAGCUACGGAUGUUGAAAAAGGUUUAGAGUAUUUACCAACUGAAACUAAAGAAUUUAAGUAUACUUCAGAUUGGCUUAGACCAGAAGCUAAAGCAACAAAUAUUUUUCAUGAAUUUCUGAAGGAUUUAUCUAGUAUAAUUAACCCAAAUAAUCCUUAUAAUUUUCUUGAACUAAAGCAAGAAAUCACUCGUCUCAAAUACCAAGAAUUGGCCCCACAAGUUCGCAAUCAAAAAACUGGAUUUGAGAAAUUAAUGGUAAAUUUAAAAGAAAAGGCCGGAGAAGGAAGUUUUGCUCAUAUAAUUGAUUUACUACUAACAACCCAUCAGCAAAAAGAGCAAGCCACCGAACUUUCCCAAAAAGAUAAGCUAAGUGGUAAAAUAGAAGCUUAUCAAGAAAUUUUAGUAGGAGGUAACCUAACUAAAGAGGAAUUACAAAUCUUUCUCGAUCAACAAACUGAACUUUCACAAUUAGAAGAACAUUUAAAUAGCUUGGCCAUUAAAGAUUAA
Dentiscutata erythropus is the source of this 1017-nucleotide messenger RNA. The record is from the annotation of a GenBank genome assembly. Lineage: Eukaryota; Fungi; Glomeromycota; Glomeromycetes; Diversisporales; Gigasporaceae.